AUGGACAACCAGACCUUCUCAAACAAUAUAAUCCUUGUGGAGGGACUGAAAGUUACACCUCAGUCCUCCUAUACUAUCUUCAUCCUGCUUCUCGUGACUUAUGUUUUUAUAAUGGGAUGUAACAUUGGACUUGUAAUUGUGAUCUCAACUGAGAAGAAUCUGCAACACCCUAUGCAUUUUCUGUUCUGUAACUUGCCACUAAAUGAUAUACUAGGGGCCACUGUCAUUGUGCCACGCUUACUUCAGGACAUUUUAAAGGAAACCACAAUGCACUACAUGACAUAUGUGGAGUGUGUUGUUCAAGCAUAUUUUGUACAUGUAUUUGCAGCAGCAAGUCACUACGUGCUGAUGAUAGGACUCACCUUACGCCUGUCUCGCUGCAAAUAUAAAAUUGAAAGCCCUUUCUGUGAUAACGCCUCACUGUUUAAACUGUCCUGUGAAGACAGUGUGGCAGUUAAUAAUGUGUAUGGGUUAAUUACUUCUGUGGUUGUCUAUAUUUUCUCAAUUGGGUCUGUAGUCAUUACAUAUGGCAAAAUUGCUGCAGCAUGCAUAACCAGCAAAAACAAAGCACUUAACAGUAAAGCUAUAAAAACCUGUGGCACACACAUUGCUGUUUAUAUAAUUAUGUGUCUUUCUGGUGCCAUCAUGGUUUUUUUCCAUCGUUCUCCUGAAUAUUCUGAAAAUAGAAAACUGGCUAGUGUAAUGUUCCAUAUUGUACCACCGGGACUAAAUCCUUUAGUUUAUGGUUUACAAACCAAAGAGAUAAGGCGAAAGACUUUUAAACGUUGCUGUAGCUAA
Molecule: messenger RNA, 798 nt
Organism: Puntigrus tetrazona (Sumatra barb)
Lineage: Eukaryota; Metazoa; Chordata; Actinopteri; Cypriniformes; Cyprinidae
Product: olfactory receptor 146-like
Exons: 2
Coding region: 1-798 (265 amino acids)
Biological process (GO): G protein-coupled receptor signaling pathway
Cellular component (GO): membrane
Molecular function (GO): olfactory receptor activity
Source: RefSeq, a predicted model, not a curated record